Racocetra persica is the source of this 252-nucleotide messenger RNA. The record is from the annotation of a GenBank genome assembly. NCBI's taxonomy places the organism in Eukaryota, Fungi, Glomeromycota, Glomeromycetes, Diversisporales, Gigasporaceae.
AUGUCAAAAAAAGAAGCAAUUCUUAAAGAGUCCUUAAAAAUUAUUGAAAAAAUUCAAAGUAGUGAAUGCAAAAAUAAAGAUAAAACCAUUUACAAGAAGAAUAUUGUCAACCCAAUAAUUAAAAGUAAUCUUUUUACUUAUGUUUUAAGAACAAUAAAGGAUGAAGUUUUAAAAAGAGAAAAGAAAAUAGAAAAACUUCAAGAAUCCUUGAAAAUAAUUGAAGCAAUUCGCAAAGAUAAUGAAAAAAAAUGA